AUGGCCACUCCAGACAAGAGGAUACUUUUCAUUGGUAUACGUUUCAGACGAUCAAUUUCAGAACAUAUGUUCAUGAUGGGCUUUAGGAACGAUAGUGAUGGUCGUGAUAAAGGGAAAAGUGAUGUUGAGUCUGAACCCUCAUGGGCUCCGGACUUGAGGAACUUAUAUGCUCCUGGCCCGUCCACGCUGGGUUCUAAUGGGUGGGCCAAUGGGGAAGCGUCAUCUCCUUCUUUAGUCAAGAGAUAUGUGGCAAUGGGUUUCCCAAAAGAAAUGGUCGUGACAAGCAUCAAGGAGAUUGGGCACAGUGACCAAAAUGCAUUGCUUGAAUUACUGUUGACCUAUAAGGCAAUAGGUGAUGAAGAUACAUUGGGUAACAUCUCUACUUCUGGCUGCGCCCUCCAUAGAGUUGAAGAUGGUGAUGAUCUUCAUUUUGAGAGCUCGAAUGGUGAUGAUGAUGCUGGUGAUACAGAGCCCAACUUUGGUGAUUAUAGUGAUGAGGAUUUUGUACAAGAGAUGUUUGAGAAGGACGAGAAAAUCAAUUCAUUAGUAGAUAUGGGAUUUUCUGAAGAUGAAGCUAAUAUGGCUAUUAUAAGAUGUGGUGUGGAUGGUGAUCUCUCUGUAUUAGUUCAUUCGAUUAGUGCAUCACGGGUUGCAGGAAAUUUGAACUUGUCUAACCAUCAGGUCAUGGGUGGAUGCUUCGAUUCUUUUGGAGGGAGAAAGAAAGCAAGGUUGGUGGAAGAGAGAAAGAAAAAAAGGAAGCGAUGUGGAUGUACUGGACAGAGCAAUCAACCCUCUUUGGAUUGCAACCAUGAUGAAGAUAUGCUUAUUCCAAAUCCAAUGGUUGGAUUUAACCUGCCAACUGCAAGGAAAAGAGGCUACAUACAUAACUUGCCAAUUGAGAACAGAGCACCUCUUCUUCCUUUGCCUCCAAUGACCAUAUUUGAGGCAUUCCCUCGUUACAAGAAGUGGUGGCCUUCCUGGGACCAGAGAACACAGUUCAACUGCUUGCUAACAGGUGUGGCAGGUCCAAAGCUGACUGGAAAGAUUGGGCGUGCUCUUGCAAGUGCGAACACUCCACCAUCUCAAAGUAUUCAAAAGUAUGUCAUCGAUCACUGCAAAAGGUACAAUCUUGUCUGGGUCGGAAAAAAUAAGGUUGCUAAGUUAGAGCCUCAAGAGAUUGAAUAUCUGCUUGGUUUUCCAAAGGACCACACAAGGGGUCUCGGCGACACAAAUAGAUACAAAUCUCUAGGCAACUCAUUCCAUGUUGAUACUGUUGCUUACCACUUGUCAGUGCUAAAAGGCAUGUUUCCCAAUGGUGUUAAUGUGCUGUCCUUAUUCACUGGUAUUGGAGGAGGAGAGGUAGCUUUGCACAGGUUGGGAAUCAACAUGAGGACAGUGGUUUCUGUUGAAAUAGACAAAGCUAGUAAGAGGAUUUUCAGGGAUUGGUGGAAUCAGACUCAAACAGGCACGCUGAUUGAGAUUGAUGACGUGAAAUCUCUUACUGAUGAUCAAGUUGCAACAUAUGUUACUACAUUUGGCGGCUUCGACUUGGUGAUUGGGGGCAGCCCAUGUAACAAUCUUGCUGGGUGCAACCGAUCCAGCCGUCAUGGCUUGGAGGGCAAGCAAUCUGUUUUGUUCCACCAUUAUGUCAGAAUCUUGAAUGCCGUCAAGUCGGCUAUGGCCAGGAAGUAG
Messenger RNA from Triticum aestivum (bread wheat), 1692 nucleotides. RefSeq names its product DNA (cytosine-5)-methyltransferase DRM2-like. Gene Ontology annotation, cellular component: nucleus. Gene Ontology annotation, molecular function: DNA (cytosine-5-)-methyltransferase activity; protein binding. Bases 1 to 1692 code for a protein of 563 amino acids. NCBI's taxonomy places the organism in Eukaryota, Viridiplantae, Streptophyta, Magnoliopsida, Poales, Poaceae. The record is from RefSeq and is a predicted model, not a curated record. The transcript has 10 exons.